This is a messenger RNA of Owenia fusiformis, 1615 nucleotides long. NCBI's taxonomy places the organism in Eukaryota, Metazoa, Annelida, Polychaeta, Sabellida, Oweniidae. The record is from the annotation of a GenBank genome assembly.
UGAAUGUGUAUACAAUGUGCUGCAAAAUCACGCAGUGUACCGAUAAGGUAGGAAAGACACAUAGGCCCGAGGAUGGAGAUUUCAAAGAUCCAAUUGAUAAGUGUAACAAUUGCAAAUGUCUGAAGAACGGACAAAUCCAAUGCACUGACAAGCAGGCGUGUAAACAAUGCAAAGUCCCAAAUAUGAAAGCACUUCAACCGCGAGGCUAUACCUACACUAUAAAUGAUGGUUGUGAUGAGUGCGAAUGCAUUUCGUCUCCUGUUACCAACUGCAAAGGACCUUGUGAGCUUGAAGGUGCCAAAGUAACGGAAUGGAGUGGAGAUUCACCUUGCACAGAGGAGUAUGGAUUAUCAGUGAAGAUUAAGCAUUGUAUUAACACAAAUCUAGACGAUACAACUAAAACAUGCAGGAUAACAAAGACUGAAACUAAAGAGUGCAAUCCGCUCCUUAUGCCUAAGACAGGAAUACGCAAAACAGAAGCAGCCCCAUUGGUGAUAGGAGGCAAAAAGGUCAGUCCUGCUAGAAACUAUCGAUGGAUGGCUCGAUUGUCCCACAUCGAAUCGCCGCAUGGAUUGUUGUGUGGGGGAUCAGUGAUAUCAAGACUCCAUGUACUUACUGCUGCCCAUUGUAUCUGUUCAUACUGUGAAGGUUGUGUUGUAAAAGACAAUCAAUUGGUUCCUUUUUUUAAAGGGUGUGGAAUCCUUGUUACUGUUGGUGAUCACUCUAUAUCGACGACUAAUGAGGAUGUGGAACAAGUACGAAAGUCUUUUGUAAUGCAAAUACACAGGAAUUAUAACAGUACUUCGUUUGAUAAUGACAUAGCCAUUCUAACCCUGGAGCAUCCAUUGAUUUUCAACGAUGACGUACAGCCUGUUUUAUUGCCUAAAAUACCACCUGGGAUACUAAAGUUAUCCAAGAGAUAUUGUACAGUAGUAGGUUGGGGUUUGACUGGCCCCGGAGGAAUAUCUGACGAGUUGCAGGAAGCAGGAUUGCUUCUCGACGAAGAAUGCAGCCGGGCGAGUAUCGUAACAACAGAGAACAUGAUAUGUGCAAACAUCGAACGUUCAGGAGCAGAUUCGUGUUAUGGUGAUUCUGGCGGGGGAUUAUCCUGCCGUCUAUUUGGACCCAAGUACCCAUGGGCCAUAUUUGGAAUCGUUAGCACUGGGAGUAGACGCUGUGGAGCGAAUGGUGGAGGAGCUUACACUAAAGUUCAAAACUACGUGGAUUGGAUAGAAAAACAUAUAUCUACCGAUGGGUCAUGGGGCGAAUGGAGUACGUUUACACCUUGCUCUCAACUUGGACAGAGGUCCCGUUCGCGUGUUUGUACAGACCCGUUACCAAUUAGCCAUGGGAGUUGUACGGCGUUGAAUGGUGAAAAAAUGAAUAUUGAAGUGGACACAGAAAAUUGCUGAAUUGCAUUAUGUUAAAAUAAAGCAUAUUCAACAGUUUAUUUUCCCCCACUUUUGUUUUGAAUUUGGUUAUUGUUCCUUUUAUAAUCUUAAUAAGAGAACUUUAAGUGCAACAAAAUUUUAUUAACAUUUGUGACGAAAAAAUAACAUUAUGUACAUUUCUAUAUAUUUGUGAUAUUAACAUAUACAUGAGAUUUGCUAUUUUU